AUGGCCAGACUCCAGGCAUGCUUGGACGCGGCACUCAUGAACAUCGAGUUCGAGGGCGAGCCUCGAAUGGACCUCCGCACUGCGUUCCGGCUCGUCGGGCCGAAUAUUCGUCGGCUCGAAUACCUCAGCAUAGGCAAACAUGACGAGGAGCUUGUCAUUGGGAUGAUCAAAACAGUGCUGGACACCCUAGAUAUGCGGCAGCUAGAGCGUCUACUGCGCUCUCACCAUACUGCCGAGGAUUCCACCCUGCAUUCGCAUGUGCUGAUCACCACGUAUCGCGCGCCUGGUGAUGCUGAACAAGAAGCCAUGCGACAUCGAAUAUCCUCCAAAACAAUCCUCCGUCUCAUACAUGCUGAGGCUAUACAGAAAAACGCCGUUGAGCUGCAACACAUGUAUACGAUUUUUGCGGCCUCCAGCGGUUUAAGCAUUCCAAGAGGAUGGGCGUUCGAAAUCUUGUGUCAUCGCUUAUUCACCAAGAAACCUGCCUCCAACUACACUUUCACCCUAACACGUAUGAAAGUCCACCAGUCUCAACUCAUACCAGAUCACAAUGACCAAACGGACUGGUCUGUUGUAACCCGACAACUUGUUCACUUUUCGACCGGGCAGACAACGCAAGCGACAUCUAGUCUCAAAUCCUAUUUUGUUCCGUCGCAAGGCAAUAAUCCGACUUUCGAUUCAUUCCUCCACAUGGAGACCCCUCCGCGACUUGUCGGCCUCCAGAUGACCAUUGCGUCCAAGCAUUCCAUAAAAAAAUCAGGGCUUGAUCAAUUACGACGGAGACAACUUCCUGGCGAGUCGAACCCGUGGAUGAUUUAUAUUAUCCCACAAGGUCACUCGAUUCAACUCCCUCACUUGAACAAAUCCCCGUUCAACCAGUUCACAUUCUUUGCAUGCGAAGUGGAGGUGGGUAACAAUGACUGGGAAGAGGCCGAUAAUGAGACGGACGAAGACUCAGAGCCCGAAGAGUAG
Mycena indigotica is the source of this 972-nucleotide messenger RNA. RefSeq names its product SET domain-containing protein. Lineage: Eukaryota; Fungi; Basidiomycota; Agaricomycetes; Agaricales; Mycenaceae. The record is from RefSeq and is a predicted model, not a curated record. The transcript has 2 exons. Bases 1 to 972 code for a protein of 323 amino acids.